AUGAUGGAACAUGAUUAUUCUUCUACUACGGAAUCAAAAACAUCCAUGAUGAUACAUGCCAUUCAUCAACAAGAUGGCAAUUCGAAUCAUGGUGAUGUUGAGGACAACACCAACAGUUCGACUCAUGAUGAAAUUAGUAACAGCACUCAUAUUCUUCAAUCCUCUCAACAUGAAAUGAUGGAAGAAGUAGAGUUGAAUCAUCAUCAAGAACAAGUGGAAACAACCACAAUAACAUCAGAUGAAGAAAUAACCGAAAAUAGUCAUCAACCGCUUUUUUCUUCUCAAAAAGAUGAAUGUAUCAUCUUGAUGAAUGACCAUUCAUCAUCAGAGGAAACAACAACAACAUUGAAUCUAUCUUCAUCACCUCAUACCUCAACUCUACUGGGAAAUACAACACAACAACAUCCUAAAGGCAAUCACCGCUCGUUACCACCCAUUGAUACUAGUAGAAAUUUACAAUUGAAUUUAGAAUUUUCAUACGAUCGAAGAGCAACACCUGUUUCAAGUCGUCUUCGUCGUCGUCAUCAUCAUGGUAGAAACAGCAAUCACACGAGAGAUUCAUUGGUUUCACAACAACAUGAAAGUUCACUCUCAUCAGCAAAUAGUCCUGUAAUGGACAUGAUGAUGGACUCAGCAGAAAUGGACACCAACAACACUACCACCAUCAAUCUCACCAACAACACAUCAAGUGCUGAUGAUGAAUCUUCAUCAUUUUCAAAUAAUGGAGAGGAUAUGAUGAUUACAAACGACGCCAUAACAGCCACUACUGAAUCUAUCUCAUCAGCGUUGACAUCAACUCCCACUCGAGUAGUAGUGGCCACUGAUCAUCAUCGAGUCAUCACUUCACAGUCUUCGUUGUCUGCUGGAGUCUCACCCUUUCUCUUUCCAUCACCAGGUGAAAUGUUCACCACCACUUUGACCACCACUGCCACAGGUCAACAUUCUGGUUCAUCAACAACUCGUGAGAAUGACAUGAUGAUGAACGAUGAAGAGAAUGGAAGAAUGAUGAUGGAAAGUACUUUUUCAACAACAACAACCACCGAAGAGUUUAAUGAGGAAAGUAUUGCUGGUAAUUUGACUGGUAGUCAUAGAAUGAUCAGUUUAAACUCAUCAACCAGUGAUCAUGCUCUCUCAUUGUCCUCAAUGGAUCAUCUCGAAACAACAGCAACAAGACAUUCACUGAACGAUGACACCACCACCACCACCACUCAUCAUUCAAUUCCUUCAUUACACUCCACUCCGAACCAACGUUGUCCUCCUGCAACCUCUCUCCAAAACCCUUCACAACAACAGUCAUUACAACCUCAACCACCUCUACAACAACCAUUACUGCAACCUCAACCACCUCUACAAUCACCACCACUACAAUCACCACUUGAUUUGGAAUCUCUCUUGAUCCAUCCUUCCUCACAAGUUCCAUCCAAUGUUCCAGAUAUUCCCAAUCAUUUUCAAUGUCCAAUUACAAAGCUCAUCAUGCACGCUCCUGUGAAGAAUAUCUAUGACAAGACCUAUGAAAGAGAAAGUAUUGAACAGUGGUGGAAAACAUUACAUACAAAGCAACAACCAUUCACUGAUCCUUUAACGAAUCAAAAUGUAUCCGAUCGAACAUUACAUGAAGAUGUGGAUUUAAAAAAUCAAAUUCAAGAAUUCUUAAAUGAAAAUCCUCAUCUCAGAUUCUCAAUCAAUGAAAUCUACUUUCCAAAACAAAUUAUUAGAGAGAUGAAAAUAGCCAUUGAUAAUGACAACAUUGAGAGAGUGAGAUUUUUACUUUCUCAGUUUCCUGCAAACUUCUUUGUUCAAACCAAAUUUCCAAUACCUCAUUCAACUCAUGGAAAACCAUCAAGAAGUGAAAAAGAAACCUCUGUUUCCAUCUUUGACUGUUUAUAUCGAAAAUUUAAGAAUGUCUAUGAUGCAAAGAUUCAAAAGAGUCCAAUGACACAACAAUCAUUGAUCAUGGCUAGUUGUUGUUCGAUCGAUACAAAUUUGAAGACAUUGAACACUACCACUAGCACUGGCAAUACCACCACCAGUAGCACCACCAAUAGUACUCGUUCAGAAACAACAAGUGGUAAUGCUAUUUCUUCUGAAUGUAGUAGUAGUAAUAAUACAACAGGAGUAUCAGGAGUAGCUGCAUCAUCAGUGAAUAUCACCAUUCCAAUGCAAUCUCCUGAUGUCAUUGAUAGGAACCACAACUCUCAUGUCCACUUCAAAGAAGAAGAUUUUAUUCAAUCUGAUCCUAUUCUUGCACUCAUUUUAAAACAAUACAAGAUUGUACGAGAGUAUUGUAUCGCAAGACAACAAAGUACAUCAAAAGUAGAACGUAGUGAAUACAAGAUUAUGGAAAAUGCAAUCAAAGAUGGUUUAAAGAAUAUAUUUGUGAAUAGUGUGAGAAUGUUUCCAAGUACAUCGAUCAUUGAUUGGUUAAUUUCAAUGGGCGCUUCUCUUUCAUCGACUAAUCAAUUUAGACAAAAUGCAUUCCAUAUGGCAUGUAUGACUGAUCAAUUGGAGAUUGCCAAACAUUUAUAUCAUUUGAAUUAUCAAGCACUUGGAAGUGUCAUUGAGAACAGUCAAGUACCAACAAGUACUACUUCUACUAAUACAACUAGUAAUAGUAGUUGCAAUAAUCAAACCACCACCCUCACCACUACUACUAUGAUGACGACUACUACUACAACUAGUAGCAGCAACAAUUCAACUACUUUGCACCAUGGUGGAGCUGAUCUGAUACAACCAUCCAUCUCUGUAUCAACCCAUUCCACUCAAUCAUCGACAACAACAACAAAUAUCGUUGAAGAACGAUUAUCUGAUGAAGUGAAACGAAAAUGGAAUGCCUUCUAUUUAGCCAUUUGGCAUAACAGUAAUCGAAUUGUGGAAUGGAUGAUCAAUGAUCCUCAUCUAUCAUCCAAAUUCCUCUCAAAGAAACUCAAAUGUAUGGUCAAAGACAAGUCUAACAUUUAUCAUCCUAUGAAUGCAUUGAGUUUGGCUGUUUAUAAGAGAAAUAUUCCUCUCGUAGAGACAUUAAUUACCAAAUUUGGAUUUGAUGUAUCAGACGAAAAGCUCCAUCCAAUCUAUUGGUCAUGCAUUGCCAACGAUUUGAACGGAUUUGAAUGGAUUUGUGAUUUUAUAUUGAAAAAUUAUGGACCUGAUGCUCUUAGAAAACAAUUAAAAUCAAUUAAUGAGAGAGCAUUUAGACGAUCACUCAUUCAUGCCAUUUCAAUGGAAGCAUCAGAUGAAAUGAUGGAAUACUUGUUACAAAAAUGUAAAGAAUUUGAUGUAUUGGAUGUAGUGAUUAAUAGUCAAGAUAAUUUUGGAAACACUGCACUUCACUAUGCAUGUGAAAAGUCAAAAACUAAAACGAUUCAAUGUCUCAUUCGAGAAGGAAUUGCACAUGAAUGUAUCAAUCGACAAGGUAAAACAGCAAGUCAAUGUUGUAAAACAGAUGAUGAUCGUAUAAUUUUACAGAAGGCAAUUCGAGAAGAACGUGAAUUAUUGAAAAAGACUAUGAAUCGAGUGAAAGAUUUGGAAGAUGAUGUUUCAUUUCUAAAGAGAAAGUUAUUAGAGAUGGAACAAGUGUUGUUUGUGAAAUCAAACAAGAAGAAUAAAGAAGAUGACGACGAUGGCGGUCACGACCAACAACGUCGUUGA
Molecule: messenger RNA, 3645 nt
Organism: Naegleria fowleri
Lineage: Eukaryota; Heterolobosea; Eutetramitea; Acrasida; Naegleriidae
Exons: 2
Coding region: 1-3645 (1214 amino acids)
Biological process (GO): protein ubiquitination
Molecular function (GO): ubiquitin-protein transferase activity; protein binding
Source: RefSeq, a predicted model, not a curated record